AUGGCCAUAUCAAUCAUACCAGAAUUACCAAAAAAUGUUCGUUUUGUAACAAUAUUUCAACGUGGUUUUGUUUAUUUGAAAUACUUUUUAUUUCGAUUACAAUUUACACUUGAAGAUUAUCAAAAUAAAAAUAUACAAUGGACAUGGAAAACAUUUCGAAUUACAUUUAUGCUUACAUCAAUGACAUUGACAGCUAUAUUUUGCCUUGGAUUGUUGACUUUAUUUCCUAAAGAUCAUCCAUUCAUGAGUUUUCAUAAUAUUGAAACAAUAUUAGAAACUGAUCGUAUGAUUGCAUAUCGAUUAUAUAUUAUUAAUGGCAUAGCUACAAUUGCCAUUGCAUAUUAUUGGGCUAUCAUAUUCUAUAAAGAAAAUCUUAUAACAUUAAAAGAAUCGAUUUUAAGUAUGUUUGCAUUUGGUUUGAUUGUUACUGAUUUAACUUAUCUUAUUGGACAAUUGUUUAUGACCAUUUUAUUAUUCAUCAUAUUUGUCAUUGAAUUAUUUCAAGUAAAAUUGGGAGAAUUAUAUAAAUUUGUACAAAAAAUGUUUGACCAUUAUUCGACUUAUAAUGGAUUGAAAACAAUAUUUUGGAAUCAAUUUCAAAAUAAAUACGUAAAACUUUAUGCUGAAAUUGUUGAUUUUAAUAAUUCAUUUGAUGUUAUGCUUUUCUACAUAGAAACAGUAUCAAAAUCAUCUAUCAUAAUAUCAUGCAUGUUUUAUAGCAAACAAAAAGAAAUAAGUCAAUAUUGUAUAAUGGUAAUUGUAUCAUUAAUGUCAACUUUUAUUUGUGUAACUAUUCUUUAUUCACGUGUUGCACGAUUACCAUCAUAUAAUCGUCGUUGUUGUAAAUCUAUAAUGAAUUGGCUAGCAAGAACACAAUGGUCGUCACAGGAAUCAAAAUUCCAUUCAUCCAUGAUUAUAAACAGUAUGAUAAUUAAAUCAAUUUUUUUUGCACAGGUUAUAAGCGAAAAUAAACUUGGUUUUACUUGUGGACAUCUAUUUUUUAUUACAAAAUUUAAAUAUAUUCAAUUGAUUAUAUUGAAUAUGUUAUUAAUAAUUUUAUUCUAUCAGAAAAUAUGCAUAAAUGGAUCAUUCUAA
Messenger RNA from Dermatophagoides pteronyssinus (European house dust mite), 1095 nucleotides. RefSeq lists its product as uncharacterized. The record is from RefSeq and is a predicted model, not a curated record. Lineage: Eukaryota; Metazoa; Arthropoda; Arachnida; Sarcoptiformes; Pyroglyphidae.